Dipodomys ordii (Ord's kangaroo rat) is the source of this 811-nucleotide messenger RNA. RefSeq names its product emopamil binding protein-like (gene Ebpl). Gene Ontology annotation, cellular component: membrane; endoplasmic reticulum. Gene Ontology annotation, molecular function: cholestenol delta-isomerase activity. NCBI's taxonomy places the organism in Eukaryota, Metazoa, Chordata, Mammalia, Rodentia, Heteromyidae. The coding region runs from base 1 to 624 and encodes 207 amino acids. Gene Ontology annotation, biological process: sterol metabolic process. The record is from RefSeq and is a predicted model, not a curated record. The transcript is spliced from 4 exons.
AUGGAACCCGGCUGGGACCUGGGGGCCUCGGCAGGCCGCUCGCUGCUGCUCUGCUCCGCGCUGCUGGUGGCGGGCUGUGCGUUGGGCCUGCGCCUGGGCCGCGGGCGCGGGGCGGCGGACCGCGGGGCGCUCGCCUGGCUCUGCUACGACGCCCUGGUGCACUUUGUGCUGGAAGGCACUUUUGUCUACUUGUCUUUAUCGGGAAACAUUGCAGAUUCUGAAGAAGGCUUGAUUGCAUCUUUAUGGAAAGAGUAUGGCAAAGCUGACAUACGAUGGCUCCAUUUUGAUCCAAAUAUCGUGUCUGUGGAAAUUUUCACCGUUGUGGUAGGUGGGUUCCUGGCGUUGUUCCUCAUUUAUGCCAUUGUGAUGGAGAGAUAUUACCGGCACUUCCUACAGAUCACACUGUGUGUUUGUGAACUCUAUGGUGGCUGGAUGACAUUCUUCCCAGAGUGGCUUAUCCAAAGCCCCAACCUCAACACCAACAGUUGGCUGUACUUUUGGGUCUAUCUGGUAUUCUUUAAUGGGUUGUGGGUUCUGAUCCCAGGACUGCUAUUGUGGCAGUCUUGGGCAGAACUCAAGAAAAUGCAUCACAAAGGAACUGCUUUGGGGAAAAAGCGUUGGUGAAUUUCAACAUCAUACUGCCAUUUUGCUUAAGAAUGGAUAGAUUUAACAUUCCAGUCUGCACUGUCUUUUUGUACUGUUGUUCCUGAAAACCUGUUUCAAAUUGGUUGUGAGGUAACAAAGUUUUGUUGAUUUUAUUUUAUUUUUUUAAUUGAAGGACAGACACCGAAAAGAGAUAUCUGAGGGUAUA